AUGUCGAGCUCGACGGCAUCGCAAGAGAAUAAGGCCAAACUUCUCGAACAACUUCGGUUCAGAAAGCGACAGGAAAAAUCCAAUAGCUCAACAUCCUCAUCGUCGUCGUCGUUGGCCACCGACGGGGCUCGUCAGAGUCGCUACCCUCAACCUCCUUCCCAGUCCAGAGACGCAACAGUCAACUCCCGCUUCUUCCCCACCCCGAACACACCCUCUUCAUACGGCAAAGUUCUCGUUCCAAAUUCAAGUCCUGACCCCGCCGAUAUCAUCAACAAUGCCCAACCUGCCCCUCGAAAUCCUCCCAAAAUGCCAGCACUGUCAGCCCAUGCGAACAUACAUGGGACAUCAUGGGCGCAGGCGCGAUCCCUAUUCGGCGCGGACCCUUUGAGUGCUCCUACCACAUUUACCUCGAGCAACACGGCUAGUAGCUCUUCAUUGAGGAGACAGCGCACUACAGAUGGGUCUACGAUCCAACAGGAGGAGCCCCCUCGCAAAAGACUAAACCGGGGUCCAUCACAACAAUCUCGCGAAGUGAUCGACAUUCCCUCCUCACCAGAGGUCGAACGCGCUGCCGUUCGUCGUCGUCCACGUACCAUCUCAGACAGCAUGGAGAUGUCUGUGUCGGAAGACGACUCACUACCGGACGUUGCUUCGGCAAUUUCUGGCUCCUCCAGGUCGCGAUUGGUACGCGACAGGCCUACCCAAGGGUCUCCGGCGCCAAGUAUAUCAUCCACACCUUCCAACGACGCCGCGUAUCAACUGUUCAAAAUGGCAUAUCCUUUGGACUCGGAUGCCCGUGUUCGGGCUGCUUGGACACAAGCCGGCGGCGACAAGUCCAAGGCUGCAGCAUUCCUAUCCAACCCAUCCUGGUCACCGCCGACGCCGUCCAGACCUCAGAGCAAUGGCGCAGAGAAAGAAACAGGACGAGUGAAGGAGAUCGACGAGGCCAACAAACUCCAACGUGCUGCAGUCAGGGAGAAGGGCAAGAAGUCCAUGAUCUACGCCAACCGACCUAUUCUCGAGACCAAUAUUUCUACCCCACCGGUAUCUAAGAUUGCUUCUGAAACUGCGGUGGCUUCUCCAGUAUCACCAGCUACGCCAUUCCUUCCUGCUGCUCGCAAAAUUAAACGGACGAAGAAAUUGGUGCUGGACUCUGAAUCCGAGGCCGAUGACAGCGAUAGUGACGACGAUCGUGAGGUGAAGAAGGCCAGAGUCGCUGAAUCCAGUUACACGACUCGUGCUCUCAACUACUUUAAUACCCGUGAUGUUGCAGCGUUACAAGAACUGACUGGCUGCACCGCUGAGCAGGCGGAGAUUAUUAUUAGCAAGAGACCCUAUGAAUCCCAGGAGGAUUUCAGCGAGAAGUUCAGUGGGGGAAAGAAGAAGGCGGCUGCACUAGGUGGCCUUACCCCGCGUAUAUUCGACGAUGUGGUGAAGAUAUUCAAGGGGUACGGAUCGGUCGACUCCGUCCUCGAAGACUGUGAGAGGAUCGGCGAAAGUCUGCGGUCUGCCAUUGCUUCAUGGACCAUCACCGACGACAAAAAGCCUUCAACGUCCUCGACAGCGGUCCCUACUGAUGAAGUAGAAGACGGUGCUCUCAGUCUCCGGUCGCUUACCAAGGUAUCCGAGAAGAAGUCGAAGAACUUCUUGACGAAGCAGCCUUCAAUGCUUCCCAAGAACAUUCAGCUGAAGGAUUACCAACUUCUUGGUGUGAACUGGCUCAACUUGCUGUACCGUCGGGGGUAUAGCUGUAUCUUGGCAGACGAGAUGGGUGAGAGUCCAUUCAAAGCGUUUUGUCCCUCGAAUUCUGAGUCCCUGUGUGUAAUUUUAGGUCUCGGCAAGACCAUCCAAGUCAUCAGUUUCCUUGCCCAUCUGAAGGAACAAGGCAACCGGGGACCACAUAUGGUAGUCGUACCAUCCUCAACGCUCGAGAACUGGUGUCGAGAAUUCAAACGUUUCGCACCUGACAUUCGCGUGCAGACGUACUAUGCCGGAAAGGAGGAGAGGAUUUCUCUGCGAGCUGUGCUCUUGGAUACCGUGUGCAGCAAGAAGAAAGAGGGUUGGGAAGUCUUGAUUACCACAUACAAUCUCGCGUCGGGCGAUAAACAUGAUCGCAAGUUCUUCAAGAAGUUGGACUGGGACUGCACUGUCUUUGACGAAGGCCACGUUCUCAAGAAUUACCAGUCGGAGCGGUACAAAGACCUGGUGCAGUACGAAUGCAAUUGGCGGCUGCUGUUGACAGGCACGCCAUUGCAGAAUAACUUGCAAGAACUAGUGGUUUUGAAGGAUCUCCCUAACAAGUCUGAACGGAUAGAAUGGUGCGAGAUGACAGAGUUGCAACAAGCAAUCUACAACGACGCCCUAGAGCGUUCCCGGAAAACCAUUCUCGAUGCCGAACUCGAUACCCCAGAUACAGGAACACCCACUGGCACGGGGAAACCCACGACCAAGAAGAAAAUCCGUCCAAAGGAUAAGAUGUAUGUUGAGAACAGCUCGAAUGUUCUGAUGGACCUUCGCAAGGCAGCAUCACAUCCCAUGUUGUUCCGGACGUUGUUUACAGAUGAUAACUUGACUGGGAUGGCACGCCAGUUGCUUAAGGAGCCGGAUUACAAGAAGCGUGGGGCGCUGUUCGAGUACGUUAAGGAGGAUAUGACGGUCAUGACCGAUGCGGAGUUGCAGGUGUUCUGCUCGACGUACAAGGCAUGUAUUUCUUCUUUGGUUUGGCGUGGCCGUUCUAACCUUAAUCAUCAGUGCCUUCGCAAGUUCUUGAAGAAUGACGAUGUCUAUUUGAACGCAGGAAAGGUUACCACCCUGCUGAAGCUGAUAGAGGGGUAUCGCAAGGAGGAUAGGAAGAUGUUGAUUUUCUCCCAGUUCACACAAAUACUGGACAUUCUCCAGGUCAUCCUCAAGAACAAGGGCAUCAAAUUCUUGGUUCUGACUGGUAGCACACCUGUCGACGUGCGGCAAAGUCUUGUCGAUGAAUUCACAGAAGACGAGGAUAUACCUAUAUUCUUGUUGUCGACGAAAGCAGGAGGCAUGGGUAUCAACUUGACCGCCGCUUCCGUCGUCGUGAUGUUCGACCAGGAUUUCAACCCGCACAAUGACAAGCAGGCCCAAGAUCGGGCUUAUCGCAUUGGCCAGAAGCGCGAUGUCGACGUUGUCAAGCUCAUUUCCCGCGGAACGAUAGAAGAAGACAUGCUAAAGCUCGGCGAAACCAAGUUGGCCUUGGACGAGGCAGUCGCAGGCGAUACUGAAGGAAAGGAGGAAAGUGCACCUGAGAAGGCGAUCAAGACUUCCCUUAUGAAAGUGUUAAGACGGCAGUUGGAGAAGGAGGAGGAAGAAAAGGAGGCGGAAAAAUCUAUGAAGGUUUGA
Messenger RNA from Coprinopsis cinerea okayama7#130, 3372 nucleotides. RefSeq names its product Fun30p. Gene Ontology annotation, cellular component: nucleus. The coding region runs from base 1 to 3372 and encodes 1123 amino acids. Gene Ontology annotation, molecular function: chromatin binding; ATP binding; DNA binding. The transcript is spliced from 7 exons. Lineage: Eukaryota; Fungi; Basidiomycota; Agaricomycetes; Agaricales; Psathyrellaceae. The record is from RefSeq and is a predicted model, not a curated record.